Messenger RNA from Alligator sinensis (Chinese alligator), 11348 nucleotides. It is a transcript of the gene IL17RA, whose product is annotated as interleukin 17 receptor A. Lineage: Eukaryota; Metazoa; Chordata; Crocodylia; Alligatoridae. Gene Ontology annotation, molecular function: interleukin-17 receptor activity. The record is from RefSeq and is a predicted model, not a curated record. The coding region runs from base 69 to 2486 and encodes 805 amino acids. The transcript has 13 exons.
UCGACUCCGCGCCGCCCUUCACCUGCUCGCAGCCGGAUCUAAACUGCCUUGUAAGAAACAGUACCUGCAUGGAUGAGAGCUGGCUACAAAGUUCCACAUGGACACCGUCUGCACCAAGUAUUCUUGAUGUCUUCCCUGAUGUUUUCCGUGAUGAGGAGGAAAAGCUACUCCCAGUCCUGCGGAUUGAAUGGAAGGUUGCUACGGAUGCUAGUAUCCAGUAUCUCCGAGGAGCAGAGCUGGCUGUGCUGCAGGUAUCCAGUAAUCGACAAAUCUGUGUCCAGUUUGACUUUCAGAACAACCUGCCUCUUCAGGUCCGUCCAGAUGGAAGCCGGUGGAACUUCACUUUUGAUCGCUUUGAAGUGGAGCCUGGCCAGUUGUACCAAGUGACCGUUCAUCAUCUGCCCAAACUGGGUGUAAAUGGAGACCACAACUGCAAAUCCAAGUCUUUCAAAAUGCCUGAUUGUGAGGAUUCUUUGAUGAAAACAACCACACCAUGUUUGCAGAUAGGCAGUCUGUGGGAACCUAACAUUUAUUUUGAAAGUCUGGAUGACAAAUCUUUUUUGGUGAGUUUUAGCCCAGGGAUGGAGCCAGCCCGAUACCGGAUCCAUGUGACCAGUUUCCAAGAUGAGCAGAACCAAUGUAAAGACACCACGCAGGAUAUCUCUGAGAAAGGGUUGCAGCAGCGCGUGAAUGUCACACUCAGAUUCGAAAAACCUAUAAGAACUUGUUGCACAUACAAAGUCCAGAUUCAGCCGUUUUUUGCAAAUUGUGGCACUGACUGUACAAGGCACUUGAGUGUCUUUCAAUGUCCACCUGCUCCAACUUCACAACCUACAGAUGAUCUGUUUAUGUGGCUGUACUGGUGUAUCACUGGCUUCUGUGUUUUACUGGUGGGAUCAAUUAUUGCUGGGGCCAUUUAUAUGACCCAAACACAACCAGGGUGCCAUCAUGGGAAAUUGAACAGUAGCAGCAUGUCGCAUGAACUGUUACCCCCAGACAUGCCUCCUCCAAAACUGAAGCCCCAGAAGGUUUGGUUGGUGUACUCUGCUGACCACUCGCUGUAUGUAGAUGUGGUGCUGAAGUUUGCCCAGUUCAUGAUCACAGUCUGUGGUACUGAGGUAGUUCUGGACCUGCUGGAAGGGCAUCAGAUCUCAGAGAUGGGAGCCAUACCCUGGCUUACUCAACAGAAAAAGGAAAUGGAAAAGCUUUCUUCAAAGAUCAUCGUUUUGUGUUCUCGGGGCACCCGUGCCAAGUGGCAGGCCAUGCUUGGGAAGGAGGCUGUGCAUCUCAAACAAGAUCAGCAGCAUCCAGCAGGAGAUUUGUUCACGCCAGCCUUUAAUUUGAUCCUGCCAGAUUUCAAGAAACCAGCUUGUUUUGGCAUGUAUAUAGUGUGCUAUUUUGCAGGUAUAAGUAAUGAUGAGGACGUUCCUGACCCAUUCAAUGUCACAUCCAAGUACGAGCUGAUGGACAGGUUUGAAGACAUUUACUUUCGGAUCCAAGAUAUAGAAAAAUUUGAGCCAGGGAGAAUCCAUAGAAUCCAGGAGAUCACACCUGAAAAUUGUUUUGAAAACCCCAGUGGCUGGAAGUUGAAGGAGGCUGUGCAAAAAUUCCAGGAUUGGCAGGCAGAGCAUCCAGACUGGUUUGAAAAAGAGAUCUGCUCUGAGGAAGAGGAGGACCUGCAGUCUCUGGAUAGAGAAAGCCCUGAAGAAUUAAUACCCAUGGAAGAGGGAAUUAUGAAGCAGCAGUUGUGUCUUCAGGAGCCUGAUCCCAGUGGCUGCUACAUGGUCAGUCUCCAUAUAAAUGAAAUUGAAGGCAAAAGCUGUAAACUGCAGCCUCAGUUUAAUCCACCUGGAGAUCCAACUUUCCAGACUAUGAUAAUUCCCAUGGAGGAAGUUCCUCCAGUUCAGAUGAUGGAGCCACUCUCUCUCCAAGAUAGUAAAAAUGCAGUCAGUCAUCAGGUGCUGACCAAUGAGGACUGGAUGGAAGGAAUCCCCCUCCUGGCAACCAGUGUCCCAAUGAGAAAUAGCAUUCUAUUCUAUGAAGACCUUAACGCCACAUCAUCAGACAGCCAGAUAUUGACAGACCACCUUCAGGCUGAAUUGAACGAACAGCUGAAUGGUUUAAUGUACUCUCUCUACCAGCGAAAUGUCAUUCCUUCUGAGCCAUCUCUUUGCCAAGAAGAGGCUGAAGAGCAGCAGCAGCAGCUGGUCUUCAAUGACCAAUCCAAAGAUCAAAGACAGUCAGUGCAGUCUGACCAGGGCUACAUCUCGAGAUGUUCCCCUUUGCCUCCUGAUGAUCCUGUCGAAGAGGAGGAGGAAGAGGAAGAACAGGGAAGCCAGAUGCCUGCACAACACCUCUCUCCAGAAAUACUGGACAGCUUAAAGAGUCUCCAGCAGCAGCUGCUUUUCCAGGAAAUUCAGCAGAACAAUAGCUGGGAGUAUAUAGGUAUAAUGAGAGACACAGGCCAUUCUGUAGAGGACUCUUAGAUCUAUCCAGGGGUCACUGCAUUUGAAAAAUGGGUAUGGAAGCAGGUGGUGUGUAGACAUGCAGCAUUCAACUGCAAGGUGUCUCCUGAUCUUUUAUAACAAGUGACCUAGGCUAUUGGUUGGAACUUGUUAAUACCAGCCCUCAGGGAAAGGAUUGUGCUUCUGAAUACAGUAUGAUCUACCCAUUUGGCUUUUGGAGCCAAGCUGUUGCUUUAAAUCUCUGAAUGGGAGAAGAUGGCUCAAUUUUUAAAAUAUCCCAUGAGGUGACUAGUACUAAUUCUGUUGCUCAAGAAAUGUACAACAUACAUUCCACUGAUUACAAGCAAAUGUAUUGCCAGCCAUCAUUUUGUAGCCUUGAAGAUUCAUAUCAUGCCAUCAUGAUUGCAAAAGACAUAAAUCAGGGUUAAGAAGAAGAGAAUAGACUUGAUGGAAAACAAGUUUGCAUUAACAAUUUAAUAGCUAAGCUUUAUUGUAAAUGCUGCAAUAAAUAACUUGUGCCUCAAGUCACCAUGGGUGGUGACAGAUCCAAACAGACCUACCUGUGCUAAUACCUGGGUUUGGAGAUUUUCCAGUGUGAUCCACUUAUGCUGGCAUUUCUGUAUUUGCACCAACGUUAAGAAAUAAAGUUGAAUGCCUGAGCAAAAAUCAAGAUGAAAUAUUUAAAACCAGGUAGCUUUGCGUAUAGACAUAAACAAUAGCCUGAAGGGUAAAAGGGAGCAGGGCUUAACUUUGUUAGCUACUCUUUGGUAACUGUCUGUGUGUGUGUGUUUACCCCAGGGUAAAUAGAAGCCAACCUGGAGGAAAUUACACCUUUCCCCCGAGGGAUAAGUUACCAGGGUUUACUUCUGGGUAGAAGCAUCUACAUGGGCAGUUACCAUAGAGCAACCAUACCCUCUUUGACAACACAUUAAGCUGUUUAUGUGUACAUAUCUUUUGUCUCCUCUGUCUUUCCUCCCGAGCCUAUGAUAGAGUGGGAGGAAGACACCUGCCAGGUAACAACAGCAAAAGUAGCAUAGGGAUGAUGGACAAAAAAUGGUAUAGGAAUUUGCAGUGCAAUUACAUCGGUGAACAAGGAACUAACUAAUGUGCCUUGGGGCUGCAAUACCCAGGCUUCAAAUCAGGGUGGAAAUAAGUGUCUCCUAUAUUGCACUGCUGGUGCUGCAUCCAUAACUCUGUGAUGUCUCUAUGCAUCUCAAUACUAGGCAAGUUUCAGACUGGAGAUUUGGUGGGAACAGCAAUGAACACAGUCAAAUGUCUAAAUUUCUAUAAAGAAAGAUUUUUAACAGUAAGCAUAGCUUGAACAGAUGUUAUCUGAAGAGUAGGAAGGGUAUUUUAAAGAAAUUUUGGAGUGAGAUGAAUGCAAGGUGGUUCCUGGAGGUAAUUAGCAAUAGCAUAAAUUUUGAGCAAAGGAAGUUUGGGCUGAACCCUGAGAGAUGUUUCCCACUACCAGACUAACAGUCUCCCAAGAGUGGCCAUGGAAAUGCCAUCAAGUGAGACAGUCUAAACCUGGGCUUGAUGAGCUUCAGAGAAUAUUUCCCAGUGGCCAGUGCAGCAUUUAACUUUUCUGGGCAAACUACAUAGAUCUUGAAAUCUACAUGAUGUGCAAACUCCUGUACAGCUAUAGUUUUUACCUUGGACACGGCAAUGGCUUGGUCACCUCAGCCAGCUGGGGGAACAGUUUCUUGAGGCUUUUUUGUCUUUUCCCCUUGCGCACUCAAGUAAGGCUGCAAGUAAACCUUAUUUAUUGCACCUCUGUAUCAAAGAGCAAGAGAUCAGUAGCAUAACAGAGGGGGAGGCAACUGGGGCAGCAACCCUGGGUGCUGCCUUGGAGGAGUAAGGGUGCAAAAAAGCAUUUGCUGGAAUGGCAGCUGGAUGUGCCACUGCCACAGGCACUGUGGCAGCUAGCACUGCCCUUUGCAAAGGUAUGGCCCCGGGCAUGGAGCUGCCCAGCUACACCUCUGCAAGAAGUGAUCUUUGUGCCUUGCAUUAAGAUAAAACAUUUUUCAAUGUCUAAAGUAGCAUAGAAGUCUUUUUUUAAAUCUCUAAACAUUGUAUCUAAGCUACUUGAAGUGUCUCUUGUGAUUUUUUUUUAAUUGGUUGUCUUUAAAUAUGGAAUUUCAAUUCAUAAUUUUAUUAACUAUUAUUCUACCAAUUGUGAUGAUGCAUCCAGUGCUGUUAUAUAUUUUUAUAAAAUUUAUACAGUGCUUUACUAAUGUUGCUUUUAUAAUUAAAGGCAUUACCCACUGAAAUGCAUGAAGUAUUGAUUUUUUGGAAAAGGUAAUAAGGUUGUAGGAAAGUAGGGCUGGAAGGAAUUCAAAAGGUCAUCUAGUCCAGCCCCCUGUUUGAGGCAGGACCAUCUGUAACUAAACCAUUUCAGCCACGUGUCAGUCCAAACUGCUCUAGAAAUCUUCAAGGAUGGAGAUUCCACAAUGUCUCCAAGGUAGCUUCUUCCAAGGACUGACCUCCUAAGUCCCUCCUAAUGCCCACCUAAAUUGGAGCUGCAGCUUCAGUCCAUUGCCCCUAGUCCUGUCCCCUAUGGCCACAUAUUUUAUCAAUACAAAGAUGUAUUUGUUUGUGCUUCAUUCAAGAUUUGAAUAGUGGUCCACAAAUCUAUUAUAAUGGGAUCUUGGCCUGCUUGCAGCUUGGUGGAACCUUGGGUCACUGACAGAAGACUAAUGCCUCAAAAAAGUUCCUUCUGAUGAGAGAAAUUCCACUGCCUUAAGAAUUUAACUCUACCUUCCUAAAUUACAGAUUCUGCUAAAUAGCCUCUGAAGCUUAACAGCUUCUUCUGCAAAGCUUACAAAAAUCUUUCCUCUCUUUACCUCUGACAACAAACCCAAGUGUUUGGUUGUCAAUUUAUAUUUCUAUUCUAGAUCUGUCUCUGGGGUGGGCCAGAACCAUGAAUCAUUACUCAAGAAAAAGAAAUUUUCAAAUAAGCAUACAUGCUACCUUUCUCACCAUACUAAGAUUCCACAGGAUUUUUUAGAAUAAGAGUUUGAUAGAACAAGUUUCUGCCACCUAUUAGACUUACCUUGGGCAGAGAACUUUUGAUUCCAAAGACCAGUUGAUUUAAAUAAGUAGCAAAGUAAACAGACCAAGGUAAAAAAUCUUGUGCAGAUGCCAUGGUCCUGAACUCUCAGUAGUUGCUGGCCACUGCCUUGAAUGCCCUUUGAUUUCCACCUACCACUUGUAUGCACACAUUCCUCUAGAGCUCAAAGCACUGACACAUGAAUUGUCACAGAAACAGACACCAAAUAUUAAACCAUUCCUUAAAAAAAAAGGGCUAUCUGGCACAAUGGAAGAAGGUAGGGCAUGGUAGCACUUUGGAGACUGAGUUAGAGAGCCAUUAGCUUGUAUAGGCAACAACCUAGUUCAUUCAUUGCAUCUGAUAAAGUAGGCUGUUGACUAAAAUCUCAUGCCUCUUUAGUUUAAAGUACCCCCACUCCUGUCUGCCUGACUUCAGACAAACACAGCUGGCCACCUCUCUGGUGUAAUGGAGUGACACUUCUCAUUAAAAAGGCUUACAUACAGCCAUCCACUUCUCUGUAGAAUCAGCCAGUUGAAGGCAGACCAUCAAACAUAACUUUCCUUCUAUGUGGCCAGAAAAAUUGGCAAAUGGAAAAGCUCCAACAAAAACAGCUUAGUCCCAGCUAAAAAAUAGCUAAAUUGCUAUUUAUUACUUGUUUAGCCCAACUAUGAUAGGUCUUGUACAAGACCUAAAAUGUUCUUCCCAUGCUCCACAAUGAGCUGUCCUCAUAACCACUAGAAUAGAAGCAAAUUUCAUCUCUUAGGUAGUGAAAGAUGUGGAUUUAGAAAAAGCCCCCAAACUUCUGUUUCACAGCUUUAUAGUAGAAACAUUUGCCAUGAGUUCUUUCUAUGCCUUACAAAAACAUUUGUUGUAAGUAAGGAGCUCAGAAGUGUUUCACUUAAACUGUUAUCAAUUUGCUCAUCCACCUCUGGAAAAGUUGCUCUUUGAGUUAAAAUUCACCAUUUUGUUCUGACAGGAUGCUCAUUUGAAGAAAAUCUGUUUGUGUACUUCCAGCCGGGGGAGAGGACACAAAUAAUUUUGAAUAUUUUAUUGUAACUGUUGAUAUUUAAUUUUUAAGGUAAUGUGCAGUAGUAUGGUAAUAAGAAAUCAAAGGUAACUAAACACAAGAAAAGUUGAUCACAAGUUUCUCAUUUUAUUUUAAGAACAAAUCUCAUUUUUAAAAAAUACAAGCUCUGAUUAGAUGCUAGGUGGGAUGUCAAGCCUCCUCCUGCCACACAGCCUAUUCCUUUCUAUAAUUUCAUUUUCCCCUCCUUGGAGUUGGGUAGACACACUCAGAUGAAGGAGGUACAAAAAUGCAUCUCAGGAGAGCACAACAAGCCUAAAUAAGUUCUGAUGCAGGACUACUUUGCAUGCUGGAGUUACAUAGAUAGGAGCCUGUACCUUCCAAUGGUACAAUGUGGCUUACCAAAAUAUUGACUUAAUCCAGGAGCUUGUUUAAAGUGGAAGCGACAGGCAACAUAACAUGCCUUCAAGGUGUUUGGGGUAAGGGGCAUUAUUUGCAACCAGAAAAGUACAAUUGUUCAUUCCUCUCUCAUAAAGGUUUUUGGAGCAGAACAAUGUGAAUGAAAGUAGAGGUUAAAUUCUACAUGGGGGUGAAGAAAGUUAUAGCGGACUUAAACUCCACUUAAACUAUUUUAACAUAAUGGGUGAUUAGCAUUGGUAUUAUUAUAGCUGUCAUUUUUGCUGCAAGGGGAUUCCUUAAACCAGCUAGCUCAACAAAGCAUUCACUAGAAGUCUGGUACCAACUGGCAAGUAUCCAGGAAACAAUGGCAGUUAAUAAAAGUCGCACCCUGUACUGAAGCUUUUCUACAAGAGAACCAAUAUGGCAAAACACCUAUUCUGAGACUUAGGUGUUCAGCACAAUUUUGAACUGAAGAACAAAUUUAAUAUACAAGAUUAACACAAUGCUUUGUAGCCUCUUGUUGAAAGUGGCCACAUCUAUAUGAAACGCUGACUGCACAGUUGGCCGAUACUACUAUGCAAUAGCAUAACAUGGCAACAGCGAUGUGACGCUAGUGCACAGUAGUAUUUAAACAAGUACUAAAUGACUGCACAGUAACCUGAGUUACUGCACAGUAGCGCCGACAAAUGUCUGUUUUGUGACAUGUAUAAACAAAUACUAAAUGACUGUGCAGUAAUGACCGCACAGUCAGCAUCUCAGAGGCAGCCACUAAAGACCAAGGAAACUCAUCUAUAGGCAAAGGUCCAAUAUACCUCCUUUCACACCAAUGUCUAUUAGAAAAAUGAACUUGUUGUAUUUACAUGUGCAUUAAUGCACUUUAGUUAAUAAGCAUUCAACCUAGUACCUCCAUUGCGAGGUACUAAGAAAAUGUGCAUUAGCUUAUCUUAAUGCACAUUAAUUAAAGACACAGGGCCCCUAUAUAUAAGCAUGCAUGCUGCUCUGAUGUGCUGGAGCAGACUCGAUUGAGUCUGCUGAAGCAUAGCAAUUGCCAUGCUCCAGUAGCCUCCUGUGUCUUGUGUUUCAGCAUCCCCAUGCUUAAAAAUGGCGGCAGGGCACUUGAACUAUAGCUUGUAGUUUAAUUAAAGCGCAACUCCCCACCCCUGGAGCACAUGUAAAAGUGCUCACAGUUUUUAAGUGAUGCUUAAUGUGCAUUAGCCUGUUUCAAUGCACAUUAGCAAAAGCGCACGGUUUUAAUGCACAUUAAAAUAAGCUAAUGAGCAUGAAAGCACGUGUAAACAUGCCUGCGGUUGACCAGUAGCUCUAUUGCUCAUCACCUACAACAAAGAAAAUGGAAUGUGUCAGAUUUAUGGUGGGUAUAUCUAGGCGUGCUUUUACGCAUGUCUAAACUUAAUGCAUAUUAGCCUAAUGUGCAUUAAGGCAAUUUAGGUGUGUUUCUACACAUGCACAUGCUAAGGUGCAUUAGCACAGGUGUGCAGACUGACUUGGGACUGAAGUUAGUCCUAAAUCAAUUAAUACAUGCUAUGUUAAUGCACAUUAACACAUCUACACAUUCGCUAAUGGGGCUUAGCUAUUUGCACAUAAAUUUGAUACCUGCUUCAAGCCUAAAAUCACCAUUUUUAAGUCGCAUUAAGGAUGCGCACAUGUAGAUAAGCAUCCUUAAUGCACCUUAAAUUGGGGUAACGCACAUUAAAUGCGCACAUGUAGACACACCCUGUCUGAAUUAUACUUGUGCCCAAAUAAUUUAAACCUGCCAAAUACCUUGUACGCAGUGCACUGUUAAACCACUGGCAGCUUUACUAGAAGCACGAACAGCAACAUUUGUUUCCUUUCUCUUGACAGCUUUUUCUAUGCUAUACCUUGCCUGUUUGACUGCAUAGAGUGGAAUACUGUUAGGCUAGGAUACCUAAGAGUUGCCUGUUUUUUUUAAUGGUACUUUGGUUCCUUUUUGAGUUUAAAUAUUAAAAAGGAGGGGGAAGAUCCCCUACCUGAAUGCAGAUAUUCCAGUUUCUUCUCUCCCUUUGGCCAGGAAACGAGCAUCCCCCUAGGCACCUUUCAGAUCACAUAGGAAAAGUUCACAGUACUGAGUUUUACAAUCACAGUCACUCACAGCACCAAGAUUGUCCAGACAAAUGAAAAGAAAUUACUCAAGAGAAGGCCACUGGCCAAAUUUCACACUGUUGCCCAAAACAAGCACUUUGUUUAGGGCUCAGAUAAAAAUAAAGCACUGGUGGGAAAAUUAAGCCUAGUCUUUGCUGCCUCUGGCUGGCUUGGGAAGAGUAGCAAAUCACCCUUACCAGCUGCAGCUUUAACAGAAGGGCACUUUGGGUCCUUCCUUUCUGUGUCACAGCUGAAGCUAGCCAGCCACCCAGGACUGGGGAGAGAAGAGGCUACCACAGGUCACCUGUGGGAAGCAGAGAGGAGUCAUGGACUGUAAACAUUGUGUAAUCGCAGUGCUCUAGAGGAGGACCUCUACCCUGCUCUGAGUGGGGUAGUGACAGCAGUAGCUCCGGCUCUAGUGUCAUCCCUCCCAGUGAAGCCCAAGAGUUGAAAUAAGGAAUUUAUGUACAUGCACAGGAAAAGUCCCAGCUGUGCGUAUGAUUCUGGCACUGGCUGUGGAGAGCUGCUGCACUUUGUUCCCUUUCCCAUAUGGGCAGCUUGGAAAAAAGGCUCUGGACAGCAGAGUGCCUACCAUCCCAUGUGAAUGCAUUUCUGUCAAGAAACAACUGGGAGGGGACAAAGCUUUCCCUUCCUAGUUCCUUCUGUUCAGCAUCUUGGGUUCCUGGGGCAGCUACAGCCAGCUAAUGAAUCAGGCUUAAGCUGCCCCAAACAUCCAUGGAGCUCAAACACCAAGGACAGCUGUAUUCCAUGAAAUGGCAUCACAGUUACCUUCUUCCCCCCAGCCUUUAGCCAUAUGCACAUAUGGAUGACAGACAAUGCCAAGAUGUGGGGGAUGGGUCUCACCAAGACAGGUAAACUGUGGUGUGCAACUUUGUCCCAUGCAGGUGGCUCAUCAUAGCACUUCCCUGCCCAGGUCUGGAAGUCAAAUGAGGUUCAUCCAGCUGUUCCAAGCAGCACCAAGAUUCCCCUGCUGGUAGCAAGGAAGACAGUUGGCAGGUUCCAGUCUCAGGUCUGUUCUUCAAAGUUGGUGCAAAUGGAAGGUUCACAGUUGCUGGACCAAAUCUUCCCAGCCUGCCUAAGCUGAGUGGAGGGUGCCCUUAUUGUCAGUGUAAAAAAAAACAAAACAAAACACAACAAUGAUCCUUAAAACAUGCAUAUUCACAGAAAACUGGGAGCCCCAGCAAGUGGCUGCUGCUGCCUGAAACAAGCAGGUGCCUGUUGUUAGACCCUGUUCUCACCAGAAAUAAAUGUCUCUUUUUUGUUUUGUUUUGUUUUGUUUUGUUGGGGGGGGGAGGGAGACUCAGCCCCCUGGUGUAGGCCCAUUUCAGACUCACUUGUUCUUUUAGCACAAGAUGCAACAAAGUUGAAGCACAGAGGUAGACAUUUUCAGCAAGGAGACAAGUGGCUUCCCUUGAAAUUGCUAGACCAGCAGCCUCAGUUCCCAGAAAAGAAGCUCACUCCAUGGGGGAUUCGGAGGCCCUUUUUUUUCCGUGUCUCAGCAGAUGUAAAACAGAGACGGCGCCUCUGUAGGCUAUAAGAAGACUAAAAGCAAGCAUCUUCUUUGUGGUCUUGCAUAUACCCCAAGGACAGACGUGUAGAGGAGAUUGUGGCCACUUAGUUCCUUCUCACAUUCAACCCAUCAGGAUUUCUAAGUGCCAUCAAGGCCAGAAUCCAGUCCACCCUUGACGCAGGGAAACAAAAUGAAACUCAUUUUGUUAAUGAGGGGCACCUUGAUGAGAUGUUUUGGCACACAGCAAGGGGGAAACAGACCUGGGCUUUGAGACGCUAUGAAGGGGCCAGAAGCUAGAAGGAAAAGCUGCUGCAAGGAGCAAGGGCUUCUGCCUUCCUCCCGGCAGAUAGCCUGCGCUGCGUGUCCGACGGCUGCCGAGAGGCUCCUUCCUGGGAAAGGCAGGGGGAGACCGGCAUGGAAAGAACCGGCAGCUUUUUCCAGCCGUCAGUCAUAACAGUUCGGGGCAAUGCGGGACCCUGAGCGGCAAGGCAGAGCAGCUCUGCCAGGGAGGAAGGACUGGAAAGAAGAGCCAGCUCAGCCAGGUGGGGAGAGGAUCCCGUUCCCCUUGUUCCUGAGCUCUGGGGCAGAAGGGGCCGGCAGAAGGCCUGGAGGGCAACGGCGACACCCUUCCCGGCCUUCGCCUCCUGGGCGAAGCCCCUCAGCUCUGGGCUACAGCCAGGGUGUUGAUGUAGCCGUGCGGGCCCACGUCGUUGUCAGAGAUGCAGCGGGCCAGCGGGGCGGCCCCGGGUCCCGGCCCGGGCC